This is a messenger RNA of Nerophis ophidion (straightnose pipefish), 3067 nucleotides long. It is a transcript of the gene gjd4, whose product is annotated as gap junction protein delta 4. Lineage: Eukaryota; Metazoa; Chordata; Actinopteri; Syngnathiformes; Syngnathidae. The transcript has 2 exons. Bases 796 to 1995 code for a protein of 399 amino acids. Gene Ontology annotation, cellular component: connexin complex. The record is from RefSeq and is a predicted model, not a curated record. Gene Ontology annotation, biological process: cell communication.
UAGUGAGAGUCCAGUCCAUAGUGGAUCUAAAAUAAUAAUGAGAGUCCAGUCCAUAGUGGAUCUAACAUAAUAGUGAGAGUCCAGUCCAUAGUGGAUCUAACAUAAUAGUGAGAGUCCAGUCCAUAGUGGAUCUAACAUAAUAGUGAGAGUCCAGUCCAUAGUGGAUCUAGUAAUGAAUGACUAGUACAGUGGAUCACUGGAGUAAAUUAGUGAUUAGAGAGCUCACUCUUAUCUGCAAACAGUAUUAAGUUGAGGUCGCUCAGUGCCAGCUAAAAAGAGAGAAUCACCUGUUGGUCUUCAUCUCCUCAGCAAGAAAAGGAGGAACAGCUGCAGCAACAGGUGGACAAAUCUAGUGGAAGUUGUCAUGUUGGAUUCCUUGAUGUGUUCAUGAAAGAAACAAGUCUAGCAUCCUUCAGCAGCCAAUCCCAAUCAAGAUCACCACCUCGGCCACCAAAUGAAAAAAGUGUUUUCACAUUUCCUCCACUGGACAUGCUUGGCAUGUGUGCUUGGAUUUAGAGCUGGUAAGCCCGGAAGGUCUGUUGUCCUCCUGCAAGGACGUCCUGCGACCACCCAAAAUAUCUCAGCAAUGCCACGCAGGAGCGUGUCAAGAAUAGAUCCACAAUGGGCUCUGCGCUUGUCUUCUGUUGUCUGAGGACGCUCACUUGUCUGCUGGGGGACUUGGGGAGAGUUUCCCCUGAUGGUCACUUCUGUCUUCUCCAAUGGAUCGCCGUGGAUUUUAGCUCCCGGAGCUGUGACCAACUGGAUGUUGUUUGGUGUUUCUGGGUGAGGUGAAACAUGGCGUGGUCCAGUCCUUUGGAAGUCGUCCUUCUGUCGGUCAAUCACAGCGUCACCUUCGUGGGAAAGGUGUGGCUCAUUGUGAUGAUCUUUCUACGCGUCCUCGUCCUCCUUUUUGCCGGUUACCCUCUUUACCAGGACGAGCAGGAGCGAUUUGUUUGCAACACCAUUCAACCGGGAUGUGCCAACGUGUGCUACGAUAUCUACUCCCCCGUCUCUCUUCUCCGCUUCUGGCUGGCGCAGCUGGUCACCCUAUGUCUGCCCUAUGUUGUCUUUACCAUCUACGUGGUCCAUGAGGUGUCAAACAGCCUCACUGUGGUCAUCGGCGUCUGUGGUCCAGGUAAAACCGCACCGCUCUACAAGAUCCAGCAGGAACUGUCCACAAAGAAGAUGGAGGAGCGAGGGUGGGUUCGAUGCUUCACCGGAGCCUACAUCCUCCAGCUGAUAUUCAGGACGUUGCUGGAGGCAGGAUUUGGGGCAGCUCACUACUAUAUGUUUGGGUUCUACGUCCCCAGGAGGUUUCUGUGCCAGAACCCUCCGUGUAUCACCCAAGUAGAUUGCUACAUCUCCAGACCCACAGAGAAGACCGUGACGCUCAACUUCAUGCUCGGCGUGGCGGCGCUGUCCCUUUUCCUGAAUAUUCUGGACUUCAUCUGCGCCAUUAAACGCCACGUGAGACGGAAGCAAAGGACGAAGAUGAUAGAGGAUGUUUUUGAGGAUGAGCAUGGAGAUCUAAACUCUUCCCAAGCUCUAGAAGUCCAGACUGAUCAAAGAGGAAGUUUCCGGAAGAGACAUGUCAGCAGAGGUUCUUCGAGAGGGAUCGAAUCAAGUCAGAAUGCGACCUCCGUCCCUCGUCCCUUGGAACCUCUGGGCUGCAACACCAACAGGAACGACGGCUACUCCGCCUCCCAGGAGGAAUCUCCAGAGAAAGAAGGCAGCGAGGUGGCACUAUGUCCCUUAGAACCGACGGGGACUCCAAAAGCUAUCUGUGUCAAUAAACGCAGCAGGCUCAAACCUCCGCCGCCCCCGAGACGGGACUUGGCGUACCGCCCUGAGCUUCUACCCAGGGCCGUCCAAGCUGAUCCUAUGGGAACAGCGGCAUGCACCAGGAGGAUUGGUCAGUACACGCUGGUGGAGCUGGGGGUUGGGUCCGACCUAUCCAACCAAGACGGUCAGGAGAAAAGAUCAGCCUGGGUGUGACUUAGUCUUUAUUUGCAAGGUUGUCAUUGGAGAGGUGAAUAGACGCGAGUGCCAGGGUCCGUAGAAACAACUGUUGGAUCAGCGCCCGGCUACCUCGUCGUCGGGCUUAGUCCAAGAUCACGUUGCCUUCUUACGAUGUACAAUGUCUGGAGUGAGAAGGUGUAACCUUGAGGCGACGCUAAAAGUGCGACCCACCAGUUGUCGCCCCUCCGGUCCUCACUGUCCACAGAGUUCAUGACCCUGACCCACAUAUCCUCACCUUCUAAUCCCAGGGUCAAAGUUGGUCUUCGGAGCUCUCGGGUCUGUUGAGUUUGUCCUUCUAGCCAGGCAGUGAGAUGGUCUCUCUGCACAAGCCAACAGAGGAUCCUCAAGUAACGAUGCAUCCCCAUAAGGCUCCGUGUUUACGUGGACAGAUUGUCACUCUAUUUUAGGGACUUGCGGAGCUCAACAUCAAUAGAAAUAGAGCCGAGCAGAAGGAGCUCUGUUUCCCGCCCUCCCCCGGGACAUCUGAUUUGGUUUCACCGUGAUCAAAGCCCACAUUUUACAAUCACCCCCCCGCCGUCUGCCACCAAAAGUCCACUCAGCCCGGUCCGCUCCGUGCACACACGAGCGGGAGUCUCGCCCGAGUCCAUCUUGCAUCUGCGCCCCGGAGAGUCGUCUUUGUGGAAGAUGAUAGUUCCUGAUCUCGUACUCUCGUGGUCUCUUUCUGUUUUGUUUUAAAGGUGGGAGCAAAAGCUCCAGGCCUCCCAGAUGCAGGUUGUCUUCCCUGGCUGGCCUGGGUGAUUGACCAUGGGGGCGGGUCUCUGUCGGACUCUUCUUGCUGCUUCAGUCACAGAAGACUUUCUAUUUAUUUGCGGAAAGUGGACUUGUGCAAUUCUUAUUUCAAGUUUGGUCUAUCGUUCAUAAUCAUUUUUAAUGCGUUCUCAUUUGUAAAUAAACACUAGCAAUAGUCAGCUAACAACAGAGUAAAGAGGUUCGCUCUAGAAAUGUAUUAUUUUUUGAAAUUUUUUAUACAUGUGUUUUUUUUAAAUUAUUUUUAAAUGUAUUUUAUAUUAAAACGGUUGUUUGUAAC